Penaeus monodon (black tiger shrimp) is the source of this 540-nucleotide messenger RNA. Its product is annotated as holotricin-3-like. The record is from RefSeq and is a predicted model, not a curated record. The transcript is spliced from 2 exons. Lineage: Eukaryota; Metazoa; Arthropoda; Malacostraca; Decapoda; Penaeidae. Bases 13 to 492 code for a protein of 159 amino acids.
AUCGUUCCCAACAUGAAUCCGAUUAAGCUGAGCCUCUGCCUGGCCCUCCUGGCCGCCUGCGCCACCGCAGACACUCGCUCCCACGCCCAUGGAGGAUUCGUGGGACACGCUGGACCCUCCCUCGGAGCGGCCCAUGGGCACGGCGGUUCCUUUGUGUCUGGACACGGCGCCUCGCAUGGAGGAUCCUUUGGGCGUGGGGUGGGUGGCCACGGAGGAGCGGUGGUCGUAGGACACAGCGUGUCCAGCGGUCCCGUCUACGGCGGCAGCCAUGGCGGCUCCUUCAGCGGAGGUCAUGGCGGCUCCUUCAGCGGAGGACUUCGUCCCAGCAUUGGACACGGCGUUUCAAGCGCCAACAUCCACGCCAGCUCCUUCAACAGACACGGCGUGCAUGGAGGCUCGUUCUCACGCCCACACACUAGCUUCUCUUCAGGCUUCAGCCAUGGAGGUGCUGUCGUUGGACAUCAUGGCGCUCCUAUCAGAUAUGGAAAAUAAGGAGGCAGGAUUCUUUUCUAAUUUAUGAAAAUAAAAACUCCAAUCUUG